Aspergillus melleus is the source of this 387-nucleotide messenger RNA. RefSeq lists its product as uncharacterized. The coding region runs from base 1 to 387 and encodes 128 amino acids. NCBI's taxonomy places the organism in Eukaryota, Fungi, Ascomycota, Eurotiomycetes, Eurotiales, Aspergillaceae. The record is from RefSeq and is a predicted model, not a curated record. The transcript has a single exon.
AUGCCGCCUCGUCUCAACCUUUUCACCGUGAGGGCACCUGUCCCUGUCCUCCGUCAAUCCUCGACGCCGUCUGUGAAUCACCCUUCUCGCCGCAGCAUCGUCACGGCUCUCAACGUUAACAAGCCCAAUGCGGUGAACUCUGGCCUAGCACAAAGGAGAUGGAACUCCUCGGGCUCCGACAACAAGGAUGAUGCCGAUAGACUCAAGGGCCCGACCGAGGAUCCCCUACCCCAUGUCAGCCAGGAGGCCGCGGAGGUGACCAAGAUCAUGGACAAGAAGUGUGACGGUACCGCCGCCAGCCCGGAAUUGGAGCAGGGUACUCCGAUCUCAGAGGUGGGUGACUCCAAUACUAGAUACUUCGGUGACUUCUUGUCUCGACGUCUCUGA